UAUCGACUUUACCCAUUCCUAAUUCCUAUUGUCGGAGAAAAAAAAGAAAUAGCUAUAUUUUUGAUUGUGCAAUUAAGCACGAGAUCAACAAACAAAAAUAAUGCAUCCAAUUCAGCGAAUAAUUUAUGCGUUUGGUCAUCGUACCUUUUCCAUGCCUAUACUUACAAAGAAGCCCUCAAGCGGUUCCAUAAUGGCAUCUUUGAUAAAUGUGCGCGAAAAUUCCUCGUUUGUGCUGGCUCCUGAGUCAUCUGAUAAGGGUAUGAUUAUUCUGAACCGACCUAACGCUUUAAACGCACUUAAUUUAGAUAUGACAAGAAAAAUAUAUAAACACUUGAAAAAAUGUGAAUUGUCGAAAUUAAUGGUAAUAAUCAAAGGCGCUGGAGGAAAGGCAUUUUGUGCCGGUGGCGAUGUACGAUCCAUAGUCGAAGCAGGGCCUACUGAGGAAUCUAAGGCUUUUUUCCGAGAAGAAUAUACAUUAAAUGCAUUAAUUGGCAAUUACAUUAUACCGUACAUUGCUAUUAUGGAUGGCAUUACCAUGGGUGGUGGUGUUGGCCUCUCUGUUCAUGGGAAAUACCGUAUUGCAACUGAACGUACACUUCUCGCUAUGCCCGAAACCGCUAUCGGUCUUUUCCCGGACGUAGGUGGUUCUUAUUUCCUGCCGCGGCUACAGGGAAAACUUGGACUCUUCCUUGGGCUGACUGGGUUUAGACUGAAAGGAGAUGAUGUAUUGAAAGCGGGAAUAGCAACGCACUAUUGUGAGAGUACGAAACUAGGAGAUUUACAAAAUGAUCUGCUUAAUUGUAAAGAUGCAGAUAUAGUACCCAAUAUCCUUGAAAAGUAUAACUCACCCUCUAAAAAUGAUUUCAUUCUGAACGCAGUCAUGGAUAAAAUAAAUAAAUGUUUCACAGCUAAUUCUGUUGAGGAAAUUGUUGAAAAUCUGAAAAGGGAUGGAAGCGAUUGGUCCAACAAGACUCUUGAGACACUUGGAAAAGUUUCACCGCUGUCUUUAAAAGUCACAUUUCGGGAAUUGGAAUUAGGUUCUAAACUGCUGCUGCCGCAAUGUCUAAAAAUGGAGUAUCGUAUGGUUGUUCGUCAUUUGGAAGACAGUGACUUCAAAGAAGGGGUUCGUGCCCUUCUCAUUGACAAAGACCAGAUGCCUAGAUGGAAUCCCUCUACAUUGGAAGCAGUAACUGAAGAACGCGUUGAUUGGUUCUUCCGAAAACUGCCUGAUACCGACGAGUUGAAAUUGUAAUAAUGUAUUCAGAGUCUACAUUUUGGACUAUUUACAUAUACGCUCCAAGUCGUUUGAGUUUUACACUUUUUAAAAUCUGGAUUUUAUACAUUUUGCCUUGUUUGAUAAUGUAAAACGACUUAAAAAAAUUGUGCCAGUUACAUCAAUCUCAACAAAAAAGUAUAUACACCAAAAUUUAUCAAUGCAUUUAUUUACAAAUUAUAAUAUCAAUAAAAAUAAUUUUUUCUUAUAUAAAUAACAGUAAAAAUAAAACAAUCACCCCUAUUGUGUGUGUCGACUAGUAGUAGAUGAACGGCUAUUAUUCGAUUAUCUCUUUUCAAUGGUAUUGUGAAUGUCGAUUUCCGUUCAAUAAGCGACUGUGGACAGUUUUAGACGUUCAUCCUUCUACGACUAAAAACCAUUCACACUCACUUAUUGAAAGAGAAAACGACAUUGAAAAUACCAUGGAUAAUCGAUAAUCGAAUAAUAGUCGUUUAUGUAUUACUAGUCGACACUCGCGAUAGAGGUGAAUAUGUAUUUACUACAGCUAUGAUUAUAUCAAUCUACUUAUAUGUAUGCAUGUAGUACAUAUGCACGUAUAUAUUUAGCAAUUUUUACCAAGAAAGUGUCUUGUAAUGCGUACCUAAUAACGCUUCAACUACAUUUAAAUAUAAGUAUAAAUGUAACUAGAUCAGAGAAGCUGAAAGUAAAUUAGUACCAUGUAAAUAUAAAAAGUAAUAAUUAUACUUAAGUGUUACUUUUAAAAUAUGUUCAUGUUUAGUACAAAACAAUAAAUCCUUCUUGUUUGCUUUUUA
Messenger RNA from Rhagoletis zephyria (snowberry fruit fly), 2046 nucleotides. It is a transcript of the gene Hibch, whose product is annotated as 3-hydroxyisobutyryl-CoA hydrolase. Gene Ontology annotation, cellular component: mitochondrion. The record is from RefSeq and is a predicted model, not a curated record. NCBI's taxonomy places the organism in Eukaryota, Metazoa, Arthropoda, Insecta, Diptera, Tephritidae. Gene Ontology annotation, molecular function: 3-hydroxyisobutyryl-CoA hydrolase activity. Gene Ontology annotation, biological process: L-valine catabolic process.